Penicillium cataractarum is the source of this 1725-nucleotide messenger RNA. RefSeq lists its product as uncharacterized. The record is from RefSeq and is a predicted model, not a curated record. Lineage: Eukaryota; Fungi; Ascomycota; Eurotiomycetes; Eurotiales; Aspergillaceae. The coding region runs from base 1 to 1725 and encodes 574 amino acids. The transcript is spliced from 5 exons.
AUGACAGGACCUAACGGUGACCUAGACGUCCUCAUGGCGCCCAAGCUCCAAAAUAAGCUGGGCGAUAUGAUGGGCAAGGUCCCUGCAUGCUCGAACAAGCGAGAAGCAGCGUGUGGAAUCACCAAGUUCCUCGAGGACUUCAAAGCUGACAAUUCCGAUGUCAUCAAAGCCCUAAACGAUGCCGUUAAAGAAAUUCAAUUCCUUAGUCAGGACGUGCUCAAGGCUCUGGGUACUUCUGCCACCGCACAGGAGGCCCAGAUGGUUGCGACUGGAUUCGGUGGCAUCAGCUUGGUCUGGAUGGCUUUCCAUGUCUACGCAAAGAACCAUCUCCCACUCGCCUUUGGGAUCAAAGACCCGCCGAAUAACCACCUACCCACCACAGAGUCUCCUCCUGAGGAGCCCAAGAAGUGUCCGUCAGAUGCGCCGAAGGGAAAGGAUGCUCCACUCUGCAAGGACUGCAAGGGUGACAAUCAUGUUUGCCAGGAUGGUAAAUACAAAUAUUGUAAAUGUCUCGACGUAAUGAAGCCGGUCUUCUACCCGUACGACAAGGGGUGGUUCGACGACCAGGCCGAGGCAAUCAAGUACGCGCUUGCGCAUGUGGACGACAAGCCUAAAGUGACCUGCUCCGACACUGGGUACGACAAGGCUGUCGCUGUCGAUGUUUCUUUCCUCAACAGCCUGUCCGAUAAAUUCUGCAAAGGCGACUCGAAGAAGGAGCGCCACAUGACGCUUGCCGGUAACGACAUUUCAUCCGAUGCGUAUAAGAAAUACACAUUUGACUUUUCAUACACCCCACCUAAGGACGUGAACGAGAAGUGUGAUACGGAUUGUCCGGGGGCCAUCAAAGCCAUGGCGGCUGGCUGCGAGGGACUGGACAGCCAUAGCGUGCAGAGAGGAGCAAACGUGACUCUUCCAUGCGGCGCGGAGUAUAGCUACAAGAUCAACAUCCCUGACCACCCAGACCAAGCGGACAUUACUUGUGCCAAUAAAGGAGACUACAGCAAGGCUAUCGAUGUCGACGUCUCCUUCUUCAAACGCAUGUCCGAGAAUUUCUGUGGCAGGGACCUCACCAAAAACCCUAAGCAGGACCUGACCAGCGCCGACAUCAAAUCCACUGCCUACAAAGGUUAUACUUUCCACUUUGAAACUGAUGGGAGAACUGAUUGCCUGCCCGACUGCAAGGCUACUUUCGAGAAGAUUGCUCCAAAGUGCCAAGGUCUCAACAGCCACUCAAUCCAGCCAUCUGGGGAUGCCAAGUUUGCCUGCGGUACCAGCUUCAGCUACAAGAUCGAGAAGUCUGACCAGAACCCACCGACAUCGACACCAGGAGACAAGCUCGGCUCGGUCAAAUGCCAUGGCGCCGACGACUUCGGCCAGCACGCGGACAUCUCCCCCGACUGGCAGAACUCGUAUACCGGGUGGGCGUGUGCGGGCACUGCUCUUCCUGAUAAAAUGAUGGACGAAAAGAGCGAUCCCAUUGUGUGGCAGACGAAAACAAAUGAUGCCCCAUACUAUUACUCGAUCUCAUGGGUCAAUGGUUGCAGGGGGUCAAAGCAGAGCCCUUGGGCCCCGUUGGGAGAUCAGAAGUUCCCGGAUAGCAGUGACCAAAUUACCUGUCAGAGGAUGCUGAGGAAGGAUUUCACAGAUUGCAACAAUGGGGGUGUUGGUGGAUAUAGGGAUGCCGGGUGUUUGCGGUAUGAGUUCAAGGCACAGUAUACCAAGUAA